Molecule: messenger RNA, 3414 nt
Organism: Heterostelium album PN500
Lineage: Eukaryota; Evosea; Eumycetozoa; Acytosteliales; Acytosteliaceae
Gene: culD
Product: cullin
Exons: 12
Coding region: 1-3414 (1137 amino acids)
Biological process (GO): DNA damage response; ubiquitin-dependent protein catabolic process; protein ubiquitination
Cellular component (GO): Cul4-RING E3 ubiquitin ligase complex
Molecular function (GO): ubiquitin protein ligase binding
Source: RefSeq, a predicted model, not a curated record
AUGGUGUAUUUAAACAAAGAAGUACUUAGUGAAAAAUGCCACAUUUCAAAUACUAACGUCAUUACAAUUCGUACAAUAUCUAUCUUUAUAGGAAAUAUGUUGGAUUUGAAAGAUAUUUGUAUAUUGAAAAUAGUAAAGUUGAUUAAAGAUGGCAAUUUAAAUGUAUUGAGCUAUAAUCAAAUAUUACCAUUGGAUUUGAUAGAGUAUCUUUUGACGAUGCUUCAAAAGAUUGAAAAAUGGCCACUUAAUAAUCAAUUCCUAGAAUAUCUAUCACUGUACUCCAUAGAGUCUUUAGAUCUUGGAAAUCAAGAACUUAUAAAUCUAAGCCAAUGGUCAAACUAUUUAGAUUUAUUAAAUAAUAAUAAUAAUAAUAAUAAUAAUUGUAAUAAUAAUAAUAAAAGUAACGAUAAUAAUAAUAAUAUUUGUAAUAAUAAUAGUUUAUAUAGUAUAUGUAAUAGUUUAAGUCAAUUAUCAUUAUCUGGUAUAUCGAUGUUAAAUGACCAGAUAUUAUCGAGAUUGCUAAAGCAUUUCCAACGAUCUUUAAAGUCGUUAAAGUUAUCACAUUGCACAUUAUUAGAUGGUUCGUUCAUUGCAAGUUUCAACCAGUCUGUUUUUAAAUCGAUAGAGUAUCUUAAUGUUCGUGGAUGUAUCUCUAUGAUACCAGAUAACUUUUUAUUUGUUAAUAUUAAAGAAUUGAUAUUAUCAAAGACGAAUGUAACCAACGAUGAUCUGUCGAUGUUUGGCAACGAAUCAACGUUACGUUCGAACGCAUCAAACAACAGAUACAUCGAAAAAGAUGAUGAAGCUGGUGGUGAUGUCUUUAUAUCAAAGCCAUUCAGACCGAAUCUAGUUGAACUAAUUUUGAAAAUGACAACUUCAAAGAAUGAUAACGAUACAACAACACAACUUGAACACAAACAACAAAAUCAACAACAACAACAACAACAAAAUCUUUGUACACAAAUUAUUAAGCAAAAUAAACAAUAUAAAGUAAAGAUGAAUCAUAAAAAGACAACUGCACCAAUGUCAUCUGCACCGGGAUCACGUGGUAUCGGUGGAAGUGCUCCAAAGAAAUUGGUUAUCAAGAAUCUAAAGACUGUUACCAAUUCAUUUGAUAACUAUGAGAGUGAAUCUUGGUUGCAGUUAGAGAAUGCUGUUAACUGUAUACAUAUGAAACUAUCUAUACAAUUAACUUUAGAGGAUUUAUAUAGAAUGGUGGAGAAUAUAUGUUUAUCAGGAAAUGCAACGAAUUUAUAUAAGAAACUAUCAGAACUCAUUGAAAAGCAUGUGAAGCAUUCAUUGAAGAGUCUAGUUGGUUCGACAUCCGAUCUCGUCGAUUAUCUAGGUUUAUUAAAUACAUGUUGGAAAGAUCACUCAAAUAAUUUAAUUCUUAUUAUGAGUAUAUUCCUUACUCUAGAUAGAACCUAUGUUAUUCAGAAUGCAAACACUGUAAAAUCGAUAUGGGAUCUAGGAUUACAUUAUUUCAGAGAGACAUUGUUAUCCACACCAGAGUUGGAUAGAAAGUUAAAGGGUGGUCUAUUGGUAUCGAUUGAAAGCGAGAGAAACGGUGAGACUGUCAACAGAGAUUUACUAUCGAGUUUAAUUAAAAUGAUGAAAUCAUUGCAUGGUAAUAGGUUGGUGGUAGACUACGAGCUACCGAGAUAUCUCAAACAUGUACAGACGAGAUUGAACGAGGAAUACGAUAGAUCGUUGAGAUAUCUCGAUGUUGUCACCCGAAAGUUGAUUGUUGCUAUGGUCGAGAAGCAUUUGAUCGAGCGACACAGUAAUGCAUUGAUUGCAAAGGGAUUCGAUCAGCUAAUCGAUUUGAAUCGUAUCGAUGACUUGCAGUUGAUGUACAGUAUAUUGGCAAGAGUAGGUGUACUCCAACAACUCAAGACUGCCUGGUCUAACUAUAUCAAAAAGACUGGUUUGGCAAUGGUCACCGACACCGAGAAGGAAUCGACACUCAUUCAAGAUCUCAUUGCAUUCAAAUCAAAGUUGGAUGUAAUCCUAAGCGUAUCCUAUCAAAAGUCCGACCUAAUGACAUACUCACUCAAAGAGUCAUUCGAGAACUUUAUGAACAAAGGUGAUAAUAGAUUAGCAGAGUUAAUUGCUAAAUAUAUUGAUUCAAAGUUGAGAUCAGGUAAUAAAGGAAUGACAGAGGACGAGUUGGAGGAUACAUUAAGUAAGGCAUUGAUUCUCUUUAGAUAUAUUCAAGGAAAGGAUGUGUUUGAGGCAUUCUACAAGAUUGAUUUAUCUAGACGUUUGUUGUUGGAAAAGUCUACAUCGAUCGACGCAGAAAAGUCAAUGGUUUCAAAGCUAAGAGCAGAGUGUGGAAACACAUUCACUCAGAAACUCGAAGGAAUGUUCCAGGACAUUGAACUAUCAGAGGAAAUCAUGCAAAAUUUUAAACAAUCAACAUCACUUCCCAUUACUAUCAAUGUUUUCGUCCUUACCGCUGGUAAUUGGCCAACCUAUACUCCAAUGGAAGCAUUAUUACCAAAAGAGUUCGUAGAACAACAAGAGUUGUUCACACAGUUUUACACCAAAAAGUAUAGUAACAGAAAAUUGUUAUGGCAAAAUCCAUUGGCACAUUGUAUUCUGAAAGCUACUUUCCCAUCUGGAAAGAAAGAAUUAUAUGUAUCUUUAUUCCAGACACUCAUUCUCAAUCAAUUUAAUAAUGCAGAUGAAUUGACAUUUACACAGAUCAAAGAGUUGACCGGUAUAGAAGAGGAAACACUCAAAAAGAAUAUUAAACCAUUGACGAGCUCAAAGACAAGAAUACUCAAUAGAAAAUCAAAGACUAAAUCAAAGUCGAUCGAAUCCGAUGAUCUCUUCUCUUUCAACAACGAUUUCACACAAAAGUUGGUUCGUAUCAAGGUCAAUGCCAUCCAAUCACAAGAGACCGUUGAAGAGAACAAAAAGACAAACGAUGGUGUCAUUCAAGAUCGUCAUCAAAACAUCGAUGCUGCCGUAGUCAGAAUCAUGAAGGCCAGAAAGUCACUCACUCACAACCUCUUGAUUGCCGAACUCAUUCAACAACUCAAGUUUUCACCAAAGAUCAUUUUUGAUCAUAUUAGAUUAAAACGAUGUUGUUCUCAUGAUAGAUGUUCAAAACAUUUCAAAUACAAUGAAAUGAUUAAAAAUCCUUAUAUGAUGGCAUACUAUAAUUAUUUCAAUUUGUUUGAAAAGUUUAUGGAGGGAGCAAAGAGUAACAGUAAUUUGGAGUGUACUACGGUCAAUUCAAACCUGUUGUUUAUCACUGCCACCAGAGUUGGAAAUCUACCGAUGAUAAAGUAUCUUAUCGAUUAUUACGAUCCAUUCGAUAACCAGUAUACAUUGAACAACAUGUUGGUAGCGGCAUGCCAGUUUGAUCGAUUCAACAUCAUCAAGUAUUCUUUUGAAAAAGUUUAA